AUGUGUAUCUAUCGUCUCAAACCACGCAACAGAGCUCGUAAAGCGCAUAAAUCUGCAUCAACAGAGAUCUCCAACUCCGAAACUCCCGAAGAUUCUCAUACCAAUGGCGUGUAUCCAGGUGCUAUUAUAGCUUCCAACACCGGGGGCGAGCCUGGAAUUCAUGAACAGCUUGUCUAUGGUCCGACGUCAACCUUUGCAUUUCUACAGACUCUACAUAAUGAGCUGGAUCAUAGGCGUACACACACCUCCAGAAAUAAAUGUCAAAGUCUGGAUGCCUUUACUAAAAGAACUAUUUUCUUUGGCCUGCCGUCAAGAGUCGACCCGCUCUUACUUCCCCUACAGCAACGAAUGGAAGACAUUCUUCCAAGGUCUACCGCCAUUAGAUUCCUGCAAGCUUUUGAGAAAUAUUCUUCCCAUGGUUUACCGUUUAUAAACAUCGAUAGAACUCGAGUGUCAUUGGAUAAUCCCUACAACGUUAGGGUUAACGACACAUCAACGUCACAAGACAAAGCUCUACUACUCAUGAUACUCGCCAUCGGCGCACUUAGCACCUCUGAAACCGAUACCGCAGAGACGCUCUUGAUACAUGCUAAGCGAGAGGUCGCCCUGUUCGACGAUGUCGCCACAUUACCAAUAGAUCAGUUCUGUCUCCUGAUGUCAGAUUAUCAGCUCAAUAUGGGACGCCCAAAUGCUGCGUAUUUGCAAGUAUGUUCGGCUUCCACCAGAGCCUUGGCCAUGGGUCUUCAUGCUAGAGCUGAAGGUGAUAUAGGAAGGGAGGACUUGCAGACACGUUUGACUACCUUAUGGGCUACAUAUUUCCAACAAACAUGGAUAUGCUUCAUCGUUGGAAGGAAGGGAAUCUUUAGACGGUCAGAUAUCUCCUGCGAUUACCCAGACAAUGAACCAAUGCUCAUUGAUCUUUGUAAUCUGGCAGCCAUCCAGGAACAGGCAACGUCAUGUCCGAACGGGCAGAAAUACUGCACGCUUUCCCAGAUGUAUGAAAACACUCGAAAACUUCAUCUGCAGGUUUGGGGCGUCUGUGAAGACCUCUGGUUCGGUCCUUCUCCUCUUCGAUGCCAAGGAUCAGGGGCGGAUGAAAUGGCACGGCUUCUAGUCUGUAACGUUUACUGCCACUUCAUUCAUACUGUUUAUCGACCGUUCCUCGUUGCAGAGUCGGCACUAAGAGCUUUUGGUCAGCUGGAAAGAGCCAAUGCGAUUUGGCUUCGACAAGCGUGUAGAUAUGCUACAGACGCCGCUGAAGAUUCGAUUAUCAUCACCCAUCAAAUAUUCAAAGCUUCAGAUACCAAAGGAAUGAGACGAUACAAUUCCUUCUUUCUCGAAACAAGCUGCGCUAUACUUCUGUACGCAUCAAUGGGUCAUCCGUCCAAACAUCCACAUCAUCGAGAUAUUGUCGGGCUCGCGAUAGAGUGCCUUGAGCUAAUGGUGGUUGACGAUCCUGUCACAAAUGCAAUACUGCAUAUACAGAAGCUCAUUGAUGCCAUCGAAGGAUACAUACAUGGGCCGUUUAAUCGUGGAAUGGAAGACCCGUCCUCACAUGCAGACGUUGACCAGCGUCAGAACUCCGAUCAAGCCCAGGGAGUAUCUGUAUCGUUGCCCUCCGAGAAUAUCAUGGAUUCUACUACCAGCCCUAUAUCUGGCAGUGCGGACUAUAUGUUUUCGGGUUUCUUGGGUCUUCUGCCAUUGGACCCCUCAUUCGUGCUCAUGGUUGAAGACGGAACUGGUAUGGCGGAAUAA
Messenger RNA from Fusarium fujikuroi IMI 58289, 1755 nucleotides. RefSeq lists its product as uncharacterized. Lineage: Eukaryota; Fungi; Ascomycota; Sordariomycetes; Hypocreales; Nectriaceae. The coding region runs from base 1 to 1755 and encodes 584 amino acids. The transcript has 4 exons. Gene Ontology annotation, molecular function: DNA binding; zinc ion binding. Gene Ontology annotation, biological process: DNA-templated transcription. The record is from RefSeq and is a predicted model, not a curated record.